Messenger RNA from Plasmodium coatneyi, 2262 nucleotides. RefSeq lists its product as uncharacterized. The transcript has a single exon. The record is from RefSeq and is a predicted model, not a curated record. Bases 1 to 2262 code for a protein of 753 amino acids. Lineage: Eukaryota; Apicomplexa; Aconoidasida; Haemosporida; Plasmodiidae. Gene Ontology annotation, molecular function: protein binding.
AUGAGUUUAAACAAAAUUAAAUACGACGAGCUGGAGGAACUGAGGAGGAAAAAUGAAAUCAUGAUGAACUUGCUAAAUAAGUUAAUCACAUUCGAUAAGAAAAGGGUAUUUCUCUAUCCCGUCAAUGUGCAGUUUGUUCCAGAUUAUUUGAACAUAAUAAAAGAACCAAUGGACUUCACCACCAUGAAGCAGAAAAUACAAAAUUAUAAAUAUAGGGCCUUUCAAGAAUUUGAAAAGGACGCCUUCUUAAUUAUCAAUAACUGUUACACAUACAAUGACAAAAGUACCAUCUACCACAGGAUGGCAGAAAAUCUGGAAAAUUACUAUAAAAAGGUUGCCCCAAAAAUAUAUAGGAAGUACCUAAAUAUACAUCUGCUAUAUCACAGUGAGGAUAAGGAUGUGUUAAAUAAUACCCUAUAUGACCCGAACAUAUAUGAGGGUAAAAAAACAUCUGUUAAGGAAUUUAAAAAAAAUCUCAGGCCAAAAAAACACGGAAAGGUAGGCAGACCGAGCAAACUAAGCCUAAGUCUUAAAAACGAACACCCUGAUAUGAGCCAACCCGUGAAUGUUAAUAAAAAAAAAAAAAAAAGUAACAGUAAAAAAUUAGCAAAGACAAAUUUGCACAUGCAAGGUAAAAAGCAUUUUUAUGACAAUGCUUAUGGUUCAUUUAAAGGUAUCGCCCCAAAUUAUAUGUAUGGAUAUAAUAAUAAAGCAUAUGCAAGUUUAGAGAAUAUGCUGGAGAAGGAAAACUUCUCCACAAUCUUAGAUACCAUUCAAAAUAGUAAUUACAAAUCGAAGGAUAUUUUUGGUAUGCUAAUUAAAGUACUGUCAGAUAACAAGAGCAGGUACUCCCCCCUAUGUAACUAUGUAAAUAUAAGCCAAUCGCUAAGGAAAGUAUUUUUUGGAGUUCCCACUUCGUCAAAAAAUAAAAAUAAAAAUUAUUCCCCAGCAUGCAGUAGUGAAAGUUACGCCGAGCUAUCCCCAAACAGCAGAAAAAGAAACAUAAUCGAUAAAGUGGACGUAAGCGAUGUAAACGAAAGUGCAAAUGUAAAUACUAAAAAGAGGAAACACUCAAAUGAAGAGGAACAGGAUAAUUACACGGGACCCACUUCACACAGCAGUGCUGAAAACGAGACGGAUGCUAAGACUGACAUAAGCAUUGACAGAGAAGCCAGCUGUGGGGAUUGCGAAUCGCCACCCUGUCAGCCUGACAGUAACGAGAAUAACAGCACAGAUGAUUUAAACAGUGAUAGUUUAAAAACAGGCGAAUGCCAGGAUGAAUCCUUCGCAGACACAUUAAAUAACCAUUCUGCAGAGGAAGUAAAACCCCCAGAUAAGGAAAACGAACUAGAAAAGGAUUUCGUAACAUACAAUAUUGAAAAAAAAGAAUUAACCAUGAAACUGCUAAACUACAAAGAAAGUGUAAAAAAAUUUAUCGGAGAAUCAAAUCUUCCCACAUUCAUUAAUAUAUUCCCAAACAUUUACAACAUUCUAGAUAAUGCAGAUUCAAAAAAUUUAUACUAUUCUUCCUUCAAUGACUUGAGGGUUUUUGGCUUAGAUGUAGCAGAUUUUGGCGAAUUUAACCAAAAAAUUUCCUACAAUAAAAAUUACCUCCUGGGAGUUGGUAGAUAUCAUAUAAAAAAUGUCCUAACAUUGGAUAAAAAUUUGACAAACAUAAUGCUUAACCAAGGGAACAAAUCUCACUUUUGUGAGCAGAUAAAGUCAUACUUGUCAAAUGGGAAGAAUGAAGACCAGAAAAGCAGGGCCUCACGCCAGCACAGUGAAAGUGAGAACACCAAACAGUCAUCUACAAAUACAGAGGAGUGUUUCCAAAGAAGUGAAAAUCAAACAGAGGAUACUUCACACUUCGAAAUGGGAAGUGGGGGGGGAAAUCCUGUUAUGCAAAACGAUGACGAUGCUAGCAGUUCUCACUUGCAAAGUGAUAAUGAUGACCAUUCCUCCGAAACGGAAAAUGAAACACCCACAGAUAGUACCCUUGGGAAGGGGGAAAAUACGAAUACCCCCCUAGACAACUCUCAUGUGAUGUUCAGUGAUACAGAUUUUAAUAACAAUUGGAACUAUAGCAGUGACCAAUUUUCAAGCGAAUCAUCCGACAUUGACAAUUUGGACAUGAGGAACUUUUUAGAUACGUAUAAUUCAUAUAGCAAGAAAUUUGUAAGGAGGCAACAAAUUUACAGAAUUUUGAAAAAUAGAGUUAAAAAGUUGCUUAAAAAAAAUGCCACCCACCAGGCUAUGCCGUAA